AUGCCCAAGCACCUUCAAAAAUCUCUCAAAAAAUGCCUCUCCAAUUUAAAAAAAUGCCCAUCAAAUAUUCAAUUACAAUACUCUAGUUCAUUCUCAACUUCGAAAAAUUGGGUCCUUUCAAGCUGCAAACACCCCAAAACCUUAUCAUUUGCCGUUUAUUGUGACCAAAAUGAUAAUAGCAGCAGCAACAACAACAACAAUAAUAAUGAUGGCGCUGCAACGCUCUCCGACAUCGAUCGUUUUCUAUUCGAGAAUUUUAAGUCUCUUUAUCUUAACGACGAGGAUGAUAAUAAAAAGAAAGAAGAAUGUGAUGGAGAUAAAAUUCCAAAUGGGGCAUUGUUUGAUUCACCUCGGUUCAUUGAACCGCCAAGGAUUCGUCAGGGGUCUCACCGGUUUUUCGUGGCGCCAGGAUUUUCAGGCUCGCUCAUCGAAGAAGCUCGGAAUAGUUUCACCAACUAUGAUGAGGACAUGGGUGGCUCAACCUCAACCUCAACCUCAACUUCAACCACUGCCCUAAAUGAUCACUCCUCUACUGUUUCUACUGAUUCCAAGUAUGUGAAGCUUCCUGGUGACUCCAUUACAAUCUUGAGAUACUCUCCAAGUCCAUACGGUGAUUUUCAACGCUCCAUGCAAGAAAUGGUGGAGGCAAGACUGCAACAUCAAGCGACGGUUGAUUGGGAUUUCUUAGAAGAGCUUUUGUUUUUUUACGUGAGGCUUAAUGAGAAAAAAUCAUACAAAUUCAUAUUAAGGGCAUUCGUGGAUUUGGUCGUCGGUCUUCGUCAGAAUUCGAAUAAGAUUCCGGCGAGAUCACGGCAUGAUUUUUGA
This is a messenger RNA of Pistacia vera, 825 nucleotides long. RefSeq names its product transcription repressor OFP14-like. Lineage: Eukaryota; Viridiplantae; Streptophyta; Magnoliopsida; Sapindales; Anacardiaceae. The coding region runs from base 1 to 825 and encodes 274 amino acids. The record is from RefSeq and is a predicted model, not a curated record. Gene Ontology annotation, biological process: negative regulation of DNA-templated transcription. The transcript has a single exon.